AGGAAGUGUGUCGGUGGCGUGUUGACUGCAGCGAAUAGGUCCACGACAGAUUAGAAUGUGUCUCACAUCAGGCGAUAAGGAUAAGAAAUACCACUCACAGGAAUCGCGAUAAAGACUGAAACUGUUGUCAAGACUCCUGCUAAUGAUUUAAGCUGGUCGGUUUUCUGUUUUGGAAAAGAGAGGUGUUCCGCUGUGGCUGUCAGUUCAGCUGCCAUAAUGGCUGAUGCUGUGGCCAUUUUUCUGCUGGUGGUGCUGGUGCAGGCCAUGCAGCCAUCUGCUGCUGAGAUCUUGGUGGUGCACGGCCAGUCUGAUGUGGAGUACCAGAUUGAUGACGUUCAGUCCAACUUCGGAGCUCCGCUGCCGAUCCCGGUGUGGCGGUAAGGGUUUCCUGAUCUUGGGCCAGCCUGUCAACGGCUGCGCGCCACUGGAGCCGCCGCCGUCCAACGCUACCGACCAGUGGUUUGUGCUGCUACGCGCCUACAACUGCAGCGACGACACCAAGGUCUUGAACGCCCAGAAGGCCGGCUACAUGGCGGCCAUCGUGCACAACGUCGGCAGCGACGAGAUCAUGCCGAUGAACGGCACCAAGCCCGUCGACAUCCCGUCUUUCUUUGUUGGCGAGACGGAUGGCAUCAUGAUGCGCGUCAACUUCCUCUACGGCUCCGGAUACCAUCUCAUUCUUCCCAACGAGAUACCACUGGACUUCCUGGCGUUCCUCAUUCCGAGUAUGCUGCUGGUAUGCGGCUGCAUCCUCAUCUUGGUCGCCAUCAUGAUGUACCGCUGCUGCUGCCAGUACGUGCACUCCGUGCGCCGUCGCCUGCCCCAGCGCGUGCUUAACAAGAUUCCGACCAAGCAGUUUGACGCGUCCAAGGACGAGGAAGACACGUGUGCCAUCUGCCUGGACGACUACGCCGACGCCGACACGCUGCGCGUGCUGCCCUGCUCUCACAUGUUCCACGCGGCCUGCGUGGAUCCGUGGCUGACGCGCACCAGGCGCGUGUGCCCGGUCUGUAAGCGGCGCCUCUUCUCGGCCACGCUGGCGUACCCGGCCUCGGACAGCGAGGAGGAGUCGCUGCUGGCGCCGCAGCGACCGGAGGCCACGCUCGGCGACCGGCCGCACAUCCGCACCACCUACGGAUCCACGCUCACCGGUCGCGGUGGCAGGCCCGCCCCCGCCCUGGUCCGUGACGUCAGCGAGAGGCCACAGCCACCGCGCACACACAGGCCGCCCGUCGCCGUGGACGCCGAGGUGACCGUCCAUGACGUGCAGCAGCCGCCGGCGCGCGGCGGCGCCCGGCCCAAGCGGCGACUCCAGGUGCCCCCGGCACCGACAGGGAGCAGCGAUGGGGACGAGGCGGCGACGUAG
This is a messenger RNA of Pollicipes pollicipes, 1366 nucleotides long. Its product is annotated as E3 ubiquitin-protein ligase RNF13. Bases 224 to 1366 code for a protein of 380 amino acids. Gene Ontology annotation, molecular function: zinc ion binding. The record is from RefSeq and is a predicted model, not a curated record. The transcript has 11 exons. Lineage: Eukaryota; Metazoa; Arthropoda; Thecostraca; Pollicipedomorpha; Pollicipedidae.